AUGCGCUCAGUCUGCACGCCCGGGAUCGCGCCCCGCGCGCGGCCGGCCGCCACCCCCUCCUCCUCGGGAUCCCCGCGGGCGCCGCCGCCGCCCCGGCUGCUGCUGGUGCUGCCGCUUCUCCUGUCACUGGUAAGCCACCUCCGGGCGCAGCCCGCUGUCCCCGGACGGGCAUUGCUGUCCCCGGAUCUUGCUGGGACUUCAGGGGUCCCCGCUGAGGACGCUAUCGUGCUGGCCAACCGUGGGCUCCGGGUGCCCUUCGGCCGGGAGGUUUGGCUGGAUCCGCUGCACGAUCUGGUGCUGCAGGUGCAGCCCGGGGACCGCUGCGCGGUGACCGUGCUGGACAACGACGCUCUCGCCCAACGGCCCGGCCGCCUGAGUCCCCAACGCUUCGCGUGCGACUUCGGCCCUGGAGAGGUGCGGUACUCGCACCUGGGCGCGCGCAGCCCGUCGCGGGAUCGGGUCCGGCUGCAGCUGCGCUACGACGCGCCAGGAGGGGCGGCCGUGCUCCCCUUGGUGCUGGAGGUGGAGGUGGUGUUCACCCAGCUGGAGAUCGUGACUCGGAACUUGCCCCUGGUCGUGGAGGAGCUGCUGGGCACCAGCAACGCCUUGGAUGCGCGGAGUCUGGAGUUCGCUUACCAGCCCGAGACGGAGGAGUGUCGCGUGGGCAUCCUGUCGGGCCUGGGCGCGCUGCCUCGCUAUGGGGAACUCCUGCACUAUCCGCAGGUCCCCCCGGAGCCGAUCCUAGAGGCGGGGAGCAGCCAGGAGCCUCUGCUGAUGGACUGCCGAGCGUUCCUGGAGCUCGGCGUGCGCUAUCGCCACACGGCGCCUAGCCGCUCGCCCAACCGGGACUGGGUGCCCAUGGUGGUGGAGCUGAGGGCACGGGGCGCCCCGGUGGGCAGCCCCGCUUUGAAACGCGAGCACUUCCAAGUGCUGGUCAGGAUCCGAGGAGGGGCCGAGAACACCGCGCCCAAGCCCAGCUUCGUGGCGAUGAUGAUGAUGGAGGUGGACCAGUUCGUCCUGACUGCCCUGACCCCAGACAUGCUGGCGGCCGAAGACACCGAGUCGCCCCCCGACCUGCUCAUCUUCAACCUCACCUCGCCCUUCCUGCCGGGCCAGGGCUACCUGGUGAGCACCGAUGACCGCAGCCUGCCCCUGUCCUCCUUCACCCAGCGGGACCUGCGCCUUCUCAAGAUCGCCUACCAGCCCCCUGCAGAGGACGCCGACCGGGAGCGUCUCUUCGAGCUGGAGCUGGAGGUGGUGGACCCCGAAGGAGCCGCCUCCGAUCCCUUUGCCUUCAUGGUGGUGGUGAAGCCCAUGAACACGCUGGCCCCGGUGGUGACCCGCAACACGGGCCUCAUCCUCUAUGAGGGCCAAGCUCGGCCCCUUACGGGCCCAGCCGGCAGUGGACCUCAGAACUUGGUUGUGAGUGAUGAGGAUGACUUAGAGGCGGUGCAGCUAGAGGUGGUGGCGGGGCUCCGACAUGGUCACUUGGUCCUUCUGGGGACCUCCCCCGGCACCACUGCUGCUCCCAAGACCUUUUCUGUGGCUCAGCUAGCGGCCGGACAGGUGGUCUACCAGCAUGACAGCCGGGACGGGGCCCUCAGUGACAACCUGGUGCUGCGUAUGGUAGAUGGGGGAGGCCGGCACCAGGUGCAGUUCCUGUUCCCCAUCACCUUGGUGCCUGUGGAUGACCAGCCGCCUGUCCUCAACGCCAAUACGGGGCUCACCCUGGCCGAGGGGGAAACGGCGCCCAUCCUGCCUCUCACGCUCAGCGCCACUGACAUGGACUCAGAUGACUCGGAACUGCUCUUUGUGCUGGAAUCGUCCUCCUCGGGCAUCGGGCAUCUGCUCCUCCGCCAGCCUCACCCACCCCCCAGGCAGGAGGAGGAGCUUCUCCGGGGACCCUGGAGAAAAAAAGGAGCAUUCUACGAACAAACAGUGACCGAGUGGCGGCAGCGGGACAUCACGGAGGGCCGGCUGUUCUACAGGCACACUGGACCCCACAGUCCCCGGCCAGUAAUGGACCAGUUCACAUUUCGAGUCCAGGAUAACCAUGACCCCCCGAAUCGGUCGGGGCUGCAGAGGUUCGUGAUCCGCAUUCAUCCGGUGGAUCGCCUCGCCCCCGAGCUGGGCAGCGGCUGUCCACUCCGAAUGGUGGUCCAGGAGGCCCAGCUCACACCACUGAAGAAGAAGUGGCUGCGCUACACCGACGCGGACACAGAUGACCGGGAACUGCGCUACACAGUGACUCAGCCCCCCAUGGACACAGAUGAAAACCACUCGCUUGCCCCACUGGGCACCUUGGUCCUGACUGACAACCCCUCUGUGGUGGUGGCCCAUUUUACCCAGGCUCAGAUCAACCACCACAAGAUUGCCUACCGGCCCCCAGACCAAGAACUGGGAGUGGCUGCCCGCGAGGCCCAGUUCCAGUUCCAGGUGGAGGACCGAGCAGGGAAUGUGGCUGCAGGUACCUUCACCCUCUACUUGCAGCCUGUGGACAACCAGCCACCUGAGAUCCUUAACACAGGCUUUAGUCUGCAAGAGAGAGGCCACCACAUCCUAAGCGAGAAUGAGCUGCGUGUGAAUGAUGUGGACACGGAUGUUGCCCACAUCUCUUUCACUCUCACACAGGCACCCCGACAUGGUCACCUCAGGGUGUCAGGACAUAUGUUGCAUGUUGGGGGGAGCUUCCACUUUGAGGACAUCCAACAGGGUCGCAUUUCCUACACCCAUAAUGGGGACAAAUCCCUGACUGACAGUUGCCUCUUGGAGGUCAGCGACAGACACCAUGUGGUACCCAUCACGCUCAGAGUGACUGUCCGGCCAGUGGAUGAUGAAGGACCCAUGCUGAGCCUCCCUGCGGGCACCCUGGGGUCCUACCUAGAUGUUUUAGAGAAUGGGGCUGCUGAAAUCACAGCCAGUGUUAUUAAGGGGACUAAUGAAGACACUGAUGAUUUGAUGUUAACUUUCCUCUUGGAGGAUCCGCCCUUAUAUGGAGAAAUUUUGGUCAAUGGUGUUCCAGCUGAGCAGUUUACCCAAAAGGAUAUCUUGGAGGGCUCUGUGGUUUAUGCACACACUGGUGGGGAGAUAGGGCUCUUGCCAAAAGAGGACUCUUUCAACCUGAGUCUGUCAGACAUGUCUCAAGAAUGGAGGUGGGGGGGCAAUACUAUCCAGGGAGUCACUGUGUGGGUGACCAUCCUCCCUGUUGAUAACCAGGCUCCAGAAAUCUCUGUGGGAGAACGGUUUGUUGUAACAGAAGGUGACAAAAGUGUUAUAACCUCACUGCAUAUAAGUGCUGCAGAUAUCGAUUCCCUAAAUGAUGACAUCUUGUGCACUAUAGUUAUCCAGCCUACCUCAGGUUAUGUUGAGAACAUUUCUCCAGCACCAGGCUCGGAAAAAUCAAGAGCAGGAAUUGCCAUAAGUGCCUUCACGCUGAAAGAUCUCAGGCAGGGUCAUAUUAACUAUGUUCAGAGUGUCCACAAAGGGGUGGAACCUGUUGAAGACCGGUUUAUAUUUCGUUGUUCUGAUGGCAUUAACUUUUCAGAACGGCAGUUUUUCCCCAUUAUAAUUGCUCCCAUUAAUGAUGAACAGCCAGAAAUAUUUAUGAGGGAAUUUAUGGUAAUGGAAGGCAUGAGUCUAGUGAUUGAUACACCCAUUCUCAAUGCUGCCGAUGCUGAUGUCCCCCCAGAUGACUUAACAUUCACAAUUACCCAGUUUCCUACUCAUGGUCAGAUCAUGAGCCAGCUGAUAAAUGGUACAGUAUUGGUCGAAAGCUUCACCUUAGAUCAAAUUAUAGAGAGUUCCAGCAUUAUUUAUGAGCACGAUGACUCUGAGACACAGGAAGACAGUUUUGUGAUUAAACUGACAGAUGGUAAAUUUGCUGUGGAAAAGACUGUUCUCAUUAUGGUAAUUCCAGUUGAUGAUGAGACCCCCAGAAUGACCAUCAAUAAUGGAUUGGAGAUAGAAAUUGGGGAAACCAAAAUUAUCAACAACAAAAUAUUAAUGGCAACUGAUUUAGAUUCUGAAGACAAAUCCUUGGUUUAUGUUAUUCGUUUUGGGCCAGGACAUGGUUUAUUACAGAGACAAAAAUUUACAGGUUCCUUUGAAAAUAUCACUAUAGGCAUGAACUUUACACAAGAUGAAGUAGAUAGAAACUUAAUUCAGUAUGUCCAUUUGGGAAAAGAGGGCCUUCGGGAUCUAAUUAAAUUUGAUGUGACUGAUGGAGUAAAUGCCCUCAUUGAUCGAUACUUUUAUGUAUCGGUUGGAAGUAUUGAUAUUGUUUUCCCUAAUGUGAUUAGUAAGGGAGUAUCCUUGAAAGAAGGUGGAAAAGUCACCCUCACGACAGACCUACUAAGUACCAGUGAUCUGAACAGUCCUGAUGAAAACUUAGUUUUUACCAUCACUAGGCCUCCCAUGAGAGGUCACUUAGAGUCUACAGACCAACCACGAGUAUCCAUCACAUCUUUUACUCAACUCCAACUAGCAGGCAACAAGAUAUAUUAUAUCCACACAGCUGAUGAUGAGGUGAAAAUGGACAGUUUUGAGUUUCAAGUCACUGAUGGACAUAACCCUGUCUUCCGGACCUUCCGUAUCUCCAUUAGUGAUGUGGACAAUAAGAAGCCAGUGGUCACCAUCAAUAACCUGAUUGUCAGCGAAGGAGAAAACAAACUGAUCACUCCUUUUGAACUCACCGUUGAAGACAGAGAUACUCCUGACAACCUCCUGAAAUUCACCAUCACCCAAGUUCCUGUGCAUGGUCAACUGCUUUUCAAUCACAGCAGACCUGUCAUGGUUUUUACCAAGCAAGAUUUGAAUGAAAACUUAAUCAGUUACAGACAUGAUGGCACUGAGUCAAGUGAGGACAGCUUCUCCUUCACAGUGACUGAUGGCUCCCACACAGAGUUCUAUGUUUUUCCUGAUACAAUAUUUGAAACAAGGAGGCCCCAAGUGAUGAAGAUCCAGGUCUUAGCUGUUGACAAUAAUGCUCCCCAAAUCGUCAUCAACAAAGGAGCCUCUACACUUCGUCAUCUGGCUAUUGGCCACUUGGGAUUCAUGAUCACAAACAAAAUAUUGAAAGUGGAGGACAGAGACAGCUUACAUUCCUCCCUUCGGUUUAUUGUGACAGAGGCCCCGCGACAUGGAUAUCUCCUCAAUCUGGGCAAAGGAAACCACAGUGUCACUCAGUUUACACAAGCUGACAUUGAUGAUAUGAAAAUAUGCUAUGUACUAAGAGAUGGGGCUAAUGCCACAAGUGACAUUUUCCAUUUUACUGUUGAAGAUGGUGGUGGAAACAAGCUAACCAAACAGCAUUUUCGUCUGAAUUGGGCAUGGAUUUCCUUUGAAAAGGAAUAUUACCUCAUCAACGAGGACGCCAAAUUUCUAGAUGUUGUUCUAAAGCGUAGAGGCUAUUUGGGAGAAACUGCAUUUAUCAGUAUUGGCACGAGAGAUGGGACGGCGGAAAAAGACAAAGAUUUCAAGGGCAAAGCUCAGAAACAGGUACAGUUCAACCCAGGCCAGACACGAGCAACGUGGAGGGUGCGGAUUCUGAGCGACGGGGAGCAUGAGCACUCGGAGACAUUCCAGGUGGUUCUCUCCGAACCUGUACUGGCCGCCUUAGAAUUCCCCACCGAGGCCACAGUAGAGAUCGUUGAUCCAGGGGACGAAUCCACUGUCUUCAUCCCCCAGUCUGAAUACUCCGUGGAAGAAGAUGUGGGUGAGCUCUUCAUCCCCAUCAGGAGGAGUGGCGAUGUGAGCCGGGAGUUGAUGGUGCUCUGUUACACGCAGCAAGGAACAGCCAGCGGAACAGUGCCAACUUCGGUACUGUCCUACUCUGAUUACAUCUCCAGGCCCGAGGACCACACUAGCAUCAUUCGCUUUGACCGAGAGGAGCGUGAGAAAAUGUGCAGGAUUGUCGUGAUUGAUGACUCCUUGUAUGAAGAGGAAGAAACAUUCCAGGUCCUUCUGAGUAUGCCCAUGGGUGGUAGAAUUGGAUCCGAGUUCCCAGGAGCACAAAUUACUAUUGUACCUGACAAAGACGAUGAACCUAUCUUUUACUUUGGAGAUGUGGAGUACGCGGUGGAUGAGAGCGCAGGCUACGUGGAAGUGCAGGUCUGGAGAACUGGCACCGACCUGUCCCGCGCUGCCAGCGUCAUGGUGAGAUCCCGGAAAACCGAGCCACCCUCUGCCGAAGCUGGAACAGACUAUGUGGGAAUCAGUCGUAAUUUAGAUUUUGCUCCUGGAGUCAACAUGCAGACUGUUCGUGUUAUCAUUCUGGAUGAUCUUGGACAGCCAGUGCUGGAGGGAAUUGAGAAAUUCGAACUGGUGCUUCGUAUGCCAAUGAGCGCUGCCCUGGGCGAACCCAGCAAAGCCACGGUGUUCAUAAAGGACUCUGUCUCUGAUUUGCCUAAGAUGCAGUUCAAAGAACGAGUAUAUACUGGCAAUGAAAAUGAUGGACAAAUAGUUGCAAUGAUCCACAGGAGUGGAGAUAUCUACUACAGAUCUUCAGUGAGAUGCUACACACGACAGGGAUCUGCCCAAGUAAUGAUGGACUUUGAAGAGCGCCCAAACACAGACCUCUCUGUUAUCACCUUUCUCCCUGGUGAGACAGAAAAGCCUUGUAUACUUGAAUUGAUGAAUGAUGUACUGUAUGAGGAAGAGGAAGAGCUCCGUCUGGUUCUUGGCACCCCACAAAGCAACUCUCCUUUUGGGGCUGCGGUUGGUGAACAAAAUGAAACUCUGAUAAGGAUACGAGAUGAUGCUGACAGAACAAUUAUUAAAUUUGGAGAGACCAAAUUUAGUGUCAGUGAACCCAAAGAAGCUGGACAGUCAGUGGUUAUAAGAAUUCCAGUGAUUCGACAAGGCGACACCUCAAAGGUUUCUGUUGUGCGAGUGCACACCAAGGAUGGCUCGGCCACCUCAGGAGAAGACUACCACCCUGUGUCAGAAGAAAUCGAGUUUAAGGAGGGAGAUACCCAGCAUUUUGUUGAAAUUGAAAUACUUUUCGAUGGGAUAAGAGAGAUGAGAGAGGCCUUCACUGUUCACCUAAAACCUGAUGAAAAUAUGAUAGCAGAGACUCAGGUCACCAAAGCCAUUGUGUAUAUAGAAGAAAUGAACAGCAUGGCAGAUGUCACUUUUCCUUCUGUUCCUCAAAUUGCGUCCUUACUGAUAUAUGAUGACACUUCCAGGGCCAAAGAGAGUGCUGGACCUGUGUCUGGCUACCCUGUUGUCUGUAUCACAGCUUGCAACCCAAAAUAUUCAGACUUUGACAAAACAGGUUCCAUAUGUGCAAGUGAAAACAUCAAUGACACUUUGACCCGAUACCGAUGGUUGAUCAGCGCACCAGCUGGGCCUGAUGGCGUGACCAGCCCCAUGAGAGAAGUUGACUUUGACACCUUCUUUACAUCAUCCAAGAUGAUCACACUAGACUCCAUAUACUUCCAGCCCGGCUCCAGGGUGCAGUGUGCAGCUCGUGCAGUGAACGCUGAUGGCAAUGAAGGUCUAGAGCUGAUGAGCCCUAUUGUAACGAUUGGCAGAGAAGAAGGUCUUUGUCAGCCCCGGAUGCCAGGAAUUGUGGGAGCAGAGCCAUUCUCAGCUAAACUACGCUACACAGGUCCUGAGGACUCGGAGUACACGAACCUAAUUAAGCUCACCGUCACAAUGCCACACAUAGAUGGCAUGCUUCCUGUGAUUUCUACUAAAGAACUUUCCAACUUUGAACUGACACUCAGCCCUGAUGGCACAAGAGUAGGAAACCACAAGUGUUCUAACCUCCUGGAUUACACUGAGGUGAAGACCCACCACGGUUUCUUGACUGAUGCUACGAAAAACCCAGAGAUAAUUGGAGAGACCUAUCCUUACCAGUACAGCUCUUCUGUCCGAGGUUCCAGCACCUUGCGCUUUUACCGAAACCUGAACCUAGAAGCCUGUCUGUGGGAGUUUGUCAGCUACUAUGACAUGUCAGAACUUCUCACCGACUGUGGAGGCAGCAUCGGAACUGAUGGACAGGUGCUGAACCUAGUGCAGUCUUAUGUGACCCUUCGAGUUCCUCUGUACGUUUCCUAUGUGUUCCAUUCCCCUGUUGGAGUAGGAGGUUGGCAGCAUUUUGACCUGAAAUCCGAGCUUCGCCUAACUUUUGUGUAUGAUACUGCCAUCUUGUGGAAUGAUGGAAUUGGCAGCCCACCCGAAGCUGAACUCCAAGGUUCUCUCUAUCCAACCAGCAUGCGCAUCGGUGAGGAGGGUCGCUUGGUUGUGAACUUCAAGACGGCAGCUCAGUUCCAUGGCUUGUUCGUGCUCUCUCAUCCAGCAUCCUUCACAAGCUCCAUGAUUAUGUCAGCGGAUCACCCAGGCUUGACCUUCUCCCUCCGCCUGAUAAGGAGUGAACCCACCUACAACCAGCCAGAGCAGCAGUGGAGCUUUGUUUCUGACUUUGCAGUGCGUGACUACUCAGGGACCUACACUGUAAAACUUCUCCCAUGCACCACCCCAUCCUAUCAAGAGUAUCGCCUGCCAGUUACCUGCAACCCCAGGGAGCCAGUCACCUUUGACCUUGACAUCCGAUUCCAACAGGUCAGUGAUCCUGUGGCGGCUGAGUUUAGCUUGAACACCCAGAUGUAUCUACUCUCCAAGAAGAGUUUGUGGUUGUCCGAUGGAUCCAUGGGAUUUGGGCAAGAGAGUGAUGUCGCUUUUGCAGAAGGUGACAUAAUUUAUGGCCGUGUCAUGGUAGACCCUGUCCAGAAUCUUGGUGAUUCCUUUUACUGCAGCAUUGAGAAGGUGUUCCUGUGCACUGGAGCCGAUGGCUAUGUCCCCAAGUACAGCCCAGCCAAUGCAGAAUAUGGAUGCUUAGCUGAUUCUCCUUCACUCUUAUAUAGAUUUAAAAUUGUGGACAAAGCUCAGCCAGAGACACAAGCCACCAGUUUUGGAAAUGUUCUGUUUAAUGCUAAGCUGGCCAUGGAUGACCCUGAAGCUAUUCUCUUAGUGAAUCAGCCUGGAUCUGAUGGAUUUAAAGUUGAUUCAACACCACUUUUUCAGGUUGCUCUGGGGAGAGAAUGGUAUAUACACACCAUCUACACGGUAAGAUCUAAAGACAGUGCCAACCGAGGCCUUGGCAAAAGAAGUGUGGAGUCCCAAUACCAUUCGGUGGUGGGCCAGCAGAAGCCUCACACGGGGAGCAAGGGCAGGGAGAAGAGGGAGAUCAGGAGCACCCCGCCGCUAGCAUGGGAAAUCGGAGCAGAGAAAAACCGAGGCACCAACAUCCAGCACAUCUCCCUGGACCGCAGCCACCGGAAGCGAGUGCCCCAGGGGAGAAUUCCUCCCGACGGCCUCCUCCCUCGGGAGCUCAACACUCCAGACGCUGAGGUCAACCUGGUCAUGGUGGUGGCAGGCGUGGUGCUGGGCUUGCUCAGCCUCUGCCUCACAGCCAUCGCAGCACUGAUGUGCAAGAAGAAGAAGAAGGGCACCAAGAAGAAGGAGCCACCCAAGGGUUCCAGCAGCAGCGAGCCCAUGAUGUCCCCGCGGGGCCCAUACAGCGAUAGCUCGGAGGUCUGA
Sorex fumeus (smoky shrew) is the source of this 9543-nucleotide messenger RNA. It is a transcript of the gene FREM2, whose product is annotated as FRAS1 related extracellular matrix 2. NCBI's taxonomy places the organism in Eukaryota, Metazoa, Chordata, Mammalia, Eulipotyphla, Soricidae. The coding region runs from base 1 to 9543 and encodes 3180 amino acids. Gene Ontology annotation, cellular component: membrane. The transcript is spliced from 24 exons. The record is from RefSeq and is a predicted model, not a curated record. Gene Ontology annotation, biological process: cell communication.